GAGAGCAUUGAUUAUCAGAUCAGUCCAAAGUCCGGUGCAGUGGAAGACAGACGGACGGACGGACGGACGGACGGACGGACUGAGAGACGAGCAGAGAGCCGAGGACGAGCUUCUGAGGAUUAUAUGUGAGGGGACCCUGCUCAGAGAUGGACAUCCUGGAGACACACGCCUACGACCGCAGGCAGAAGAGGAACACGUCCUGUGCUCUCUUUGUGUCUCUGCUGCCGUUCUUUCUCGCUGCAGCUCUCUACUUCUACCUGUGGACUCCUGAGUCUCCUCCGUCCAUCGUGGCUGCAGGUGUGAAGGCGGCGCCGACCCUCCUCCUGGCUGCAGUGGUGCUGAGCUGGAACGGGGGUCAGAGCGUCCUGGGCGUGGUGGGGGGGCUGCUCUUCUCUGCCGUGGGCGACUGCUGCUUGGUCUGGAACGAGCUUUUCCUGCAGGGAAUGGGGGCUUUUGCCGUGGCCCAUCUCCUCUACUCAGUCUCCUUCCUGUCCAGUCGAUAUGGACCCCAUUCCUCGUCCUCCUGGAUCCGGGGCGUCUAUCUGAUCCUGAUCAUGGUGGGAGGAGGUUUCUACUUCUACCUCUACCCGUUCCUGCAGAAGACCUCUAACUCUGACGUCCUGACUCCGGCCGUGGGCGUCUACUUCUGUCUAAUCCUUCUGAUGGUGUGUCUGGGCAUCAGGACCAGUCACACAGUAACAGCUCUGGGGGGGUUGAGCUUCGCUGUGUCCGACGCGUCGCUGGCUCUGCAGGUUUUCAAGGUGAUGCCGCAGAUGGAGCACGGCCACCUGGUCGUCAUGGUGACGUAUUACAUGGCCCAGCUUCUGAUCGCCGUGGGCGACGUGAAGGCAGCGGUGGACGAGGACGACUUUUCUAAAUGGAAGAGGUCCUAACCAGCCUGGGGUGUCCUGGAGUUAUUAAACCUCCUCUGAACGAACGGACCCGUCCGAUAGAGGACGAGAGGAAGACGCUUAUCAGCUCAGUUCAAUAAAACUUUACAGCUGGAAAAGAUGGACGCCUCAUUAUCAUCAGCACUAAAGUCCAACUGAUACACAACCAUUAAAAUACAACCAAUCCAUUCAAUGAACAUCAGUUUACAGUAUUUACUGAUUGAUGAUGAAAAUGUUUGAAUAGACGUUGGAGUCUAUGUGCUGAUUGUGUGUGUGGUGAUGUGAACUGACCUUUAUCUGUACAUGAAUGCUCAGAGGAAAUAAAUGUGGUGUCUAUGA
This is a messenger RNA of Mugil cephalus (flathead mullet), 1229 nucleotides long. RefSeq names its product transmembrane protein 86B (gene tmem86b). The coding region runs from base 147 to 893 and encodes 248 amino acids. The record is from RefSeq and is a predicted model, not a curated record. The transcript is spliced from 3 exons. Gene Ontology annotation, cellular component: membrane. NCBI's taxonomy places the organism in Eukaryota, Metazoa, Chordata, Actinopteri, Mugiliformes, Mugilidae.